This is a messenger RNA of Ectocarpus sp. CCAP 1310/34, 1864 nucleotides long. NCBI's taxonomy places the organism in Eukaryota, Phaeophyceae, Ectocarpales, Ectocarpaceae. The record is from the annotation of a GenBank genome assembly.
AGAGAGGGAGAGAGAGAGUCCUGCGGAGAAAUUCGCCGCUGCUGCCAAUGCUGGAGGGCCGGAGCAAGCACGCGUGCUGCUUCGCCGUCGAGGUGUUCGACGAUGCACAGUUCGAUCCGUCGGCGUUCGUGGCGAGCACUCGUUCCUUGGUGCCCCUGGAGAGGCUGAGGGAUGACCUUCAGGAGCACUUGGCGGACCGCAAGCAGGAGUUGUAUGACCUCAUCAACCGGGACUACGCCGACUUCAUCCUUGUGUCGACCAAGCUCAGCGGCGUCGGGAGCAAGGUUUCACACCUCAGAGAGCCCAUGGCCAGGCUAUUGGCGCGAGCAUCCGGGUUGCGGGUGUCGGCGGAGGAAGCGGCGUCCAGGCUGGAGGCCAAGCUAGAGGAGCGCAGAAUAGUGCGAGAGAGGAAGAACUCGGUUCGGCGGUUUCUGAGAUUUAUGUCGACGUUGGACACAGCCGAAGGCGUCCUCGGAAUAGGGGAUAUGGGUGCUGACCGCCUGGACGAUGACCUGGAUGCCGCAGGCGGCGGCGGCGGCGAGGGGGGCACCGGCGGAGGUCCUGGUGGGGUUGGGGGGGGGUCGAGAGGGCGUUCGUGUUGGGAUGUGGAUGAAGACGAUGAGGGCUUUGACGAUCCCGACCUGCUGGCCGCUUUUUCGGGAGGACUCGCUCUCACCACUUCCGACAAGGACGUCCUUUCUGCCCCAAGCGUGCCGGGGGCGGCUUCCGGUGGUGUCGAGGGCGAUAAGACUAGAGAGGAGGAGGAAGAGUUGAGGGCGGCGGCCUCUCGCGCCCAGGAGGAGUGCGCUCUGCUCGAGCGCGCGGCGCAUUACGCCCUGAUGAUGAACGCAGACUUGCAGGUGGGGUCGUUGCUGGUUUUGGUCGCUGCCGCCGAGGACGAAGCGAACGGUGCGGGCGACGCCGACGCCACUUCGCUAUUGCGAGGCAUGUCCUCCAGGGCGUCUCGCGUGGAAGCCGAGAUCACCCGCCGCCUGCGGUCCGAGUUCGCCUCCCUGCUCAAGCCUCGGCACCCCUGGCCGUCCACUCCGGCUGCGGGCGACGGGGCUUCCGCGGGGAACGGAGCCGGAGGUGGUCCGACUAGGGGAGGGCCGGGGAGCGGUGGCGGCGGCGGCGCGAGAGAGAGCAGGAGGCAGGCACUGCUGAGCUGCCUGAGGCCGUUCUCUGCUCUCGGCAGCGGCAUCGAGGCCGAGAAGCAGUUUGCGAGGGCCGUAAUGCAGCCGUUUCUCGAGGCGAGGUUUACCCCGGGCAUUGUGGACGGGAGUGAGAGGGGGUCGAGCAAGGGGCUAGGGCCCCUGCUGAACGAGCUUCUGGCAUACGUGAAAGAGGUGGCCGGAGAUGCGGUGGAGGCUGCGGAAGACAUGUUCGCCUCUCCCGCCGGUCUCGACCUCGAAGGAUCUCUCCUUGGGGAGAAGAAGGAGAAUGAGGAUGACGGGGCAAAGACGUGGACCUUGAAGGAGGUGGAUGCCAUGGCUCCGCUCCCCGUCGACUUGGUGUGCAACGGGGUCUGGCGACCGGUCCAACAGGAGGUCCUCAUGACGCGGCUGUCCUCCAUCUUCGCCACCGGCAUGGUGACGGCCCAGCACUCGAACUUCAUGCUGUGCAUGGAGUUCCUGGAGGGGCUGGCCGCCAUUGCGGGGAGCGAGAAGCGUCUCCGCAUCCGGCACAGGCUUCUAGGACAGCCAUCGGUGGCGGAGUUCAAGGCACGCUGGAACCUCCCCAUCUACUUCCAACUCAGGCAAGGCUUGUUCACGUUACAUGUUUUGACCCCCACCACUCCCCCUCUCGGUGAUUGCCAUCGGGGUUGGGUUUUCGUCGCUUGGCAACGACGUUGUAAAACAAGCCA